This is a messenger RNA of Pomacea canaliculata, 5079 nucleotides long. RefSeq names its product multiple epidermal growth factor-like domains protein 6. The record is from RefSeq and is a predicted model, not a curated record. Gene Ontology annotation, molecular function: metal ion binding; protein binding. The transcript is spliced from 17 exons. NCBI's taxonomy places the organism in Eukaryota, Metazoa, Mollusca, Gastropoda, Architaenioglossa, Ampullariidae. The coding region runs from base 1099 to 2598 and encodes 499 amino acids.
CGUGCAGGGUGCGAGAGAUUGGAGAAUCUUGCAGCAGCCACGACGAGUGCUCUGCCGUCGGGUUUGCGACCUGUACCGACAAUAAAUGCACGUGUUUGAGAGGCUACGAGAUGGUGCAUGCCGUCGAAAACAUUCAUGUCUGCAGGCGGAGAGCGCUGAUGUCACCCUGCUUCCACCACGAAGACUGCAACGAGGCCUUCAACCACAGCUACUGCCUCGACAAACUCUGUUCUUGUCAGACCGGCUACGAAGCUGAUCUGAUAGACAACCGCACGUGCAACUUACGUCACGUUGGAAGCGCGUGCGUAGCUGACGUCGACUGCCAGGCGGCGGUGAACGACAGUCGGUGCGCUGACGGAGCGUGCGCGUGCAAGGCUGGACAUCGCGCGGAGAUGGGAGGAACGACGUGCAGCAAGGUUAGGAUCGGAGAGACAACGUGCAGUAACUCCGACGACUGCAACGCGACUUUGGCCAACAGCUACUGUUCCGUCGAAGUCUGUCAGUGUCUUCCCGGUUACAAGACCAACGACGACCGGGACGAGUGCACACUGAGACGCCUACACGACGAGUGCCAUCUCGACCUAGACUGUCGCAGCGCCAUCGCCGAUAGCGCAUGCGUGAACGGAAGUUGCCAGUGCACCUCAGCUUACUACUCGCCGAACAACAGCACUUGCGAACGCAGGCGCAUGGGCAGCAAGUGCUCCGUGGACACUCAGUGCCAGGAAAGCGUUGCCAUGAGUGCGUGCAUGAACGAUACAUGCAACUGCGUAUCAGGCUACAAGCCUGAAGACAAUGGUUUAGCAUGUCUUCGCAGAAUAAUCAGCGAUGCCUGUACCCUGGAGGCCGACUGCGCAGAUGCUGUAACAAACAGCACAUGUUACCAGAACCAAUGCGCAUGCAAACAAGGAUACCAAGUGGAAAACCAGAACCGUAGCUGUACGCUACGCAAGAUAGGAGACAACACGUGUAGCAGCCUGCUCGACUGCAGCAUGGCGAUAGCCAACAGCGAAUGCGAGGAGGGCAGAUGCGUGUGCACGGUAGGGUACCACCCGGCCCACGACCUUGCCAGCUGUAACCGCAGGCAAGGUGGGCGACCCCAUGUGCCUGCUGCCGCGUGACUGCAGCGCCGCCAUCGCCAACAGCACGUGCCAGGAGAAAGUCUGCACGUGCAUUGCCGGGCAUGAAGCGAACAGUGACUUGACGGCAUGUUCCAGGCGGAGGGUGAACAGCACUUGCACCACUGCUGUAGACUGCAUUGCUGCAUUUAACAACAGCAUUUGCCUGCAGGGCAGAUGUGUCUGUCAUGGCGGACAUCGCCCGACUGAUGAUGGGAUGGGAUGCGUCUUACGUCGUCUUGCUGACAUGUGCACCGUGGAUGAGGAAUGUGAGCUAGCCGUCCCCUUCAGCAUUUGUAAUGAGGAAGAAUGCCAGUGCCUGUCGGGCUUUCGUGGAAAUUUGACAGGAACGGAAUGUAUCAAGCGCGUUAUUGGAGAGCUCUGCUGGACGGACUCAGACUGUUACGAUGCCAUUUCACAUGCCGUGUGUCAUGACCAAAGCUGCGUAUGUGAGACUGGUUAUGAUGUCAUAAACAAAAACACAACGUGUGUCAAGCGUCCACGUCUUCUGGGUGAGCGCUGUCACUUUCAGACUCAGUGUUCCGCCAACGUGCAUCCCGUCAGCUUCUGCGCGGCGGACGGAACGUGCAGAUGUCCGGAAGGUUAUUACGUCACAAGAAACAGGACUACAUGCCAGCCGUUCCCAUCCUACAUAGGUGGUCGAUGCGAGAUGGGAGAUCACUGCCGUAAACUAGCCCACAGCACGUGCACAGAAAGUCACGUUUGUGACUGCCAGCCGCAGUUUUUUCCCUUGGACAAUGCCACUUGUCAACCAUACCCGCUGCGCCUUGGAGAACCAUGUCUGACGUCACACCAUUGCAAUUCAUCGAUGCUCCAGACGGAGUGCUUGCAGAACAAUUCUUGCGCAUGCGUGUACGGAUUCGAACCUCAGAGUGAAAAUGUCUGUAUUGAAAGACCUAUUAUUCCUCCAUUUAUUAUACCUCAUCGUCCAUCGAGAAUAAGAUGUACGAAAGAAAACGAGAGAAGGCUCUGUGGCGUCACCUCUGGCCAGUAUUGUGACGUAAAACAAGGAGAGGCAGUCGGCAGCUGUAGAUGUGCGAUGGGUCAGAAACAAAGAUUUGGGCAACUCAUGUGUCAUGCAAUCCAGACCUACCUGGUCAUCAUUAAUUUGACUAUGGAGGCCGGCCGUUAUGACUACAUACCUCUGCACUAUCUCCCAGAAUACAACAGUUCCGAGCUACCAGGCUUCCAGACAUUUGCUGAUCGGGUCACAAUUAUCGGGAUCAACGCCCUAAUGGUAACCUCGUCCAUUUCAAGGCGUCACGUCAACAGCGAGGUCAUAGCCAUGUUCGAUCUCUACCCCGGUGUUCAGGUGGUCGCCCUUCUGCACAUAACUGCUCAGUACUUCAGUCCCCUCUCGCUUCAAGAUCUCUUGGAACACAUAUUACACGCACUCGUACAGUCUGGUGGUGAACUUGGAAGAAGUCGGUUAAAACUAUCCAACCAUACAACCAAAGUGUGAACGUCGAAGAUUUCAACGAAUGUAAGAGUAACGACACGCACGACUGCUCGCCAAACGCCUGGUGUGUCAACACCCUCGGCUCCUUCUUCUGCGUCUGUCGCGUGGGCUUCGAGACGUGUCCCACGAGCUGGGCAUGCGCAAGGCCGCUCAUGUAUUAGUACGUCAAUACCUUCAUUUCCUACUACAACAGAAGACUACAGUGAAGUGUGCUCAACUGACAAUUGUGACACGAACUGGACUUUUGUGGCCUUGAUCCUGGCCGGCUUCUUCUUGAUCAUUGUGGUGCUAAUCGCUUACGAGAUUCUGCAGCGAAAGCACCGCACUUUUUUUUCCAGAGAACUGUACAUGAGACUACAAGCUAGUACAAGCAUAAGCAGAAUCCGUCGAGCUGUGUCGAGAGCACAAGACUUUCGCUCCAGCAGCCGCUCGCACGAACCAACCAAAAAGAGCCCUCGUUUUCGCUCCAGGUCUAACACAAGCAGCGAUGACGAAUGUGAUACGUCCCGUCCGCUUUUCAGCAGAUGAUUACAUUUUUUUCCUCUUGACAUCAAAAACAUUUUCAAGCAUUUGGAACCUGCCAGUGACUGCGCUUGAGAGGGCGCAAUGGAGUGCAAAUUGGAUGUGUGUCUAAUACGUCCAUGACAACGCCACUUAUACUCCAAAGAAUUUUUAUCUCGACGAGACAAAAUAGUUUGAAAUAUUGUUAUUCUUAAAAUUGUUUACUGAGAGCAGGCAUGUCAUUCAUGUGACAUGCACUUAAAACGCAUGAAAUUCAACCAGAAACCGGAAUCAGCUUUGCUAAUAUAACCGUUUAUAGACACGUAGGAAAGAAAAUCUGAGAGGAUUAAUGAUAGAUGUGAAUUCCUGUUUGGGACCAGAUGGUUGUGUCAAGUACAGAGAGCAUUAGUAAUAUAUCGGAAAGUCGACUUUAAUCUUUGCCAAAGUGAAAUCACCAGAAUCAACUAGCAAGCUAGAACAUUUACUUCUAUAAAUAAUGCAUAAGCUCGAAAUUCGGAGGAUGAACACCUCAAAGCUUACGUAACUCAAUGAUGUAGCCGCCAAAAUGUCAACAGGCAAUCUUCGCACGAAAUUGAAUGCAAGACCAAGUAGACACACGCACACACCCACACGCGCACACACAUGCACAGACUGCGACGAAGAUUCUUGUAUUGGCAGUAAAAGACAGGAUCAAGCUCUCCGGGACUGCUUGUGCGUCUGAGAAAUCAAUAUCUUAGAUUUUCUUAGGUUUUGAGGAUUUAAAUGAUUGAGAGCAAGGAGAAAAAAGAAAAGAAACCAAAGGAAUUCCACUCAAAAAGUAAAUUUCUCACAUACUAUCUCUUUACUUUCCACAUCAUCUCAGUGCAUGUGCCUCAUCUCUCUUCUGUAUCCGUUUGAUGUUUUUUUUUACCCUAGGUAUAGCCGGACUUCCCACAAUCUGCAGGUUUCUGUAACGAUCUGUAAUUUUCCAGGAAGUUUAAAACAAAACUUUGAGGGGGCAUGUUUUGAUGGAACUUUGAUUAAAGUCUAAAAAAAAAAUAAUUACAGAAUAUAAUGGAUGCGAGCCAAAUUUGUUCUUGUGUGGCCCACAGCUUGUAUUUAAAAAGUGUAACAGUUGCGGGAUCGCAUCGAGAUAAAAAGAACAUUUCCACAAACCGGUAAAGUAGCAGUCGCUAGACUGCACUAAAUAACUCAUAAUGCCAAGCAAAGAACUCGACACUUCUACAAACUCUCUGUUGACUGGAAGAGUAAACAUCGUCACGGCUCAGAUGCUGUUUCAAGGCGCCCAUGUGUAUUUAUAACAACUGCUUGUUCAUUAUUGUUUUUUUCCAAGGUUUUUUUCAGUUAGUCUCUUUAUCAUCAUGUCCAUCACCAGCGUUUUUCAUUUUGUUGUGAUGCAGAUUAGUAGCUCAUUACAAAAACAAUCCAUGCGUAGGAUAGUUUGAGUAUUGUGUGCGAUCGGAUAAACAUUGCAUGUGUUUUUGAGAGUGUGCGAACGUGUUUUUUUCGUAUGCUCGUGUUUGAACCUGUACGGUAUGUACGGUAGAGUGUGGGGAUAUCUAUAUCGCAUAAAUACCAAAGCUAGUUUUUCUUUUGUAGCCAUCCUCAGAAACAUAAUGAUAACUUGGACAAAGCUUCUACAUCAAAACUCCUUAAAAUAUGUAGGGUUUUUUUUUCACUUUUAUUCAUUUAGUUGUUUUUGUCUGCUUUUUCCGUAAGCCCUUAAAAGUACAAGAAUGUCUCCGUGCAAAGCAAUCUGGGGAUGCAACAAUGCAUCUUGUUCCUCACUGUUUUUAAUACUUGAGCCAGCAAUAGGAAACAACACGGAUAAAAGUAGGUGAGAAGGCUGUAUUUCAGAAUGUGUGGGGAUCCGAUGCUUUGCAUAUUUUGAACUUUUGCCAUGGUCGAGUGAAAUUCAGUACUUAUACCUUUACACCUCAGCUUACUCUUUGAAUGCCACUGAAAUAAAGAUUUUUAUAUGUG